Messenger RNA from Scomber japonicus (chub mackerel), 3290 nucleotides. It is a transcript of the gene tm9sf4, whose product is annotated as transmembrane 9 superfamily protein member 4. Gene Ontology annotation, cellular component: membrane. Gene Ontology annotation, biological process: protein localization to membrane. Lineage: Eukaryota; Metazoa; Chordata; Actinopteri; Scombriformes; Scombridae. The record is from RefSeq and is a predicted model, not a curated record. Bases 257 to 1912 code for a protein of 551 amino acids. The transcript is spliced from 18 exons.
GUGGUGGGCCUUGCUGCUCUUGUCCUUGUUGCCUGUGGUGCGGCCCUUCUACGUUCCCGGAGUGGCUCCUCGAGACUUCCAUGAGAGUGAAACAGUAGAUAUUAAGGCUGUGAAGUUGACCAGCUCCCGAACCCAGCUUCCUUAUGAAUACUACUCCCUGCCUUUCUGUAGGCCAGAUUCUGUCUUCUACAAGGGAGAGAACCUGGGUGAGGUGCUGCGUGGGGACCGUAUCGUGAAUACUCUCUACAAUGUGGAGAUGAACAAGGACAGGAAAUGUGAGAUGGUGUGCAACAAGAAAAAGCUCAGCAUAGAAGAGAGCAAGCUGGUUGCUGAGCGAAUACAGGAGGAGUAUUAUGUUCACCUGAUUGCAGAUAACCUGCCAGUCGCCACCAGAUUGGAGUUGAGUCCUUACAGAGAGGCAGGAGGAGAGGAGGAGCAGAGGAAGGACACGGUCAAAGAUAUCCAGUUUGAACACGGCUACAGACUGGGCUUCGUCGACAACAACAAGUUCUACCUGCACAACCACUUGUCCUUCAUCCUGUACUUCCACAGGGAGAAGCUGGAGCAGGGAGAACUCCACGACUACAGAGUGGUGCGAUUCGAGGUCGUACCCCAAAGUGUGAAAGUAGAGGAUUUAAAGGCUGUGGAAAAAGACAAGACCUGCACGUUGCCUGAGGCCAGCGGCUCUGCUGCUCAGGAGAUUGAUCCCAGCAGGGAGAAUGAGGUCCUCUUCACCUACUCUGUUCACUGGGAGGAGAGCGAGGUGAAGUGGGCGUCUCGAUGGGACACUUACCUGACCAUGAGCGACGUUCAGAUUCACUGGUUCUCCAUCGUUAACUCUGUGGUGGUGGUCUUCUUCCUGUCUGGUAUCCUCAGUAUGAUCAUUAUCAGGACUUUAAGAAAGGACAUUGCUAACUACAACAGAGAGGACGACAUUGAGGACACCAUGGAGGAGUCGGGAUGGAAGAACGUCCACGGAGAUGUCUUCAGGCCGCCUCAGUAUCCCAUGAUCCUCAGCUCCCUGCUGGGCUCAGGGAUUCAGCUCUUCUGUAUGAUCCUCAUUGUCAUCUUUGUUGCCAUGUUGGGCAUGUUGUCUCCUUCCAGCAGAGGAGCCUUGAUGACCACUUCAUGCUUCCUGUUCAUGUUUAUGGGUGUAUUUGGUGGUUACUUCGCCGGCAGACUGUACCGCACACUGAAAGGCCAUCGGUGGAAGAAAGGAGCCUUUUGUACAGCAACCCUGUAUCCUGCAGUGGUUUUCGGUAUCUGCUUCAUCCUCAACUGUUUCAUCUGGGGAGAACACUCCUCUGGGGCGGUUCCCUUCACAACGAUGCUAGCCCUGCUGUGUAUGUGGUUUGGUAUCUCCAUGCCGCUGGUCUACCUGGGCUAUUACUUCGGUUUCCGCAAACAGCCAUACGACAACCCCGUACGCACCAACCAGAUCCCUCGGCAGGUCCCCGAGCAGCGCUGGUACAUGAACAAGUUCGUAGGAAUCCUGAUGGCUGGGAUCCUGCCAUUUGGUGCCAUGUUCAUUGAGCUAUUCUUCAUUUUCAGUGCCAUCUGGGAGAAUCAGUUCUAUUACCUGUUUGGCUUCCUGUUUCUGGUCUUCAUCAUCUUGGUGGUCUCCUGCUCUCAGAUCAGCAUCGUCAUGGUUUACUUCCAGCUCUGUGCAGAGGACUACCGGUGGUGGUGGAGAACUUUCCUGGUAUCAGGAGGCUCAGCGUUCUAUGUUCUCAUUUACGCUGUCUUCUACUUUAUCAAUAAGCUGGACAUCGUGGAGUUCAUCCCCUCCCUCUUGUACUUUGGCUACACGGCUCUGAUGGUCCUCUCCUUCUGGCUGCUAACAGGCACAAUCGGUUUCUACGCCGCUUACAUGUUCAUCAGGAAAAUCUACGCCGCGGUCAAAAUCGACUGAGUCGCUGUCGCUGCUGUUCCUGUCGUUUUUUUGGGUUUUUUUCGUCACGUUCCGUUUUUGUUUUAUUUUUUUUUAAUAUAUAUAUUUUUUAUUCUUUAUGUCCAACAAGCACUGACUUGUGUGUCGAGGGGACAAGAGGGGUGUUUUGUACGGCGCAUCAGCCCCACCCACUGGCCUCAUGGGGAAGAACAGCAAACGGUCUCUCUCCCCCCUCGCCUCUCUCCUUCCCCUCCCCCCUCCCCUCCCUCCUCUUACCAGGACAGAGACACAGAGGGAGUUUUCCUCUGCUGGGACAGUUAAUGUCUUCUGCUGUUUUACCUUCAUUACAACACAGCGGGCCAAAGCUUGUCUUACGAUGGUUUCUGCACAUUUUUUUUUUUGUCUUUUCAUUUGUGUUUUGAGUCUAACUUAUCCAGGUUUGCAUUUCUCGUCUUCACGAGAUUUAUCUUGGACUUAAUUUACUUUUUGAUCAUCUCUCGGGAGUUUCAUUUUUCUUUUUUCAUCUGAUUUCCUUACAUAAAUUGUCUUUACUCUUUCCAUCGUCUCUGUUUUCAAAUGUCACAUUUCUUUCAUUACAGAGACUUUACAGAUCAGGGAAGGAUCGGGGAGUCUAACUGUGGUUAUGGUGUUCAGUUUUGUUGUGUUAACUGAUAUGGAUGGAAUUAUGCUGGGAAGCUCCACAUUGUAACACAAGAAAGGAUCAAUUAAAUUGUUCUAUUAUUUUUUACUUCAGUUUCCAUGUCCUGGUGUGACCAUGUUAACCACAACUGUAAUCAAAAUAUGACUUUUCUCCUUCCAAAACAACGGUCUCUGUUAAUGUCAAAAUAUUGCUCCAUUAGCUCUAAAUGAUCCAGAACAGCUCUGAAUAAUGAUGUGAACCCGUUGCCCUGAAGCGAUGGACUGUUGGUGAAGCUGCUGGAGCUGGAGAGAAGGAGAAGCUCCACACAGUCAGCACAGAAAUGACAAUGUAUUAGAAACUCUACAACACAACGUGUGUGUGUGUGUGUGUGUGUGUGUGUGUGUGUCUUUUCCAGCAGUAAAUGAUUCUGUUUAUUAACCAUGCCGUCAGUGUAGCCUUAGCAGUGCUGUGAACGCCUGCUGAACUAUGCAGUUAAUGGAAAGAUGUGCAACGUAACGGUUUGUGAAGUUCAUAUCAAAAAGGACCAUUUUUGGUUGUUUCUUUGAAAGUUUGAAACUUAAUGUAUGAAACCUUUUUUGUGUACAGUAUGACAAAUAAUUUCUGAAAGCCAGCAAGCUCACCUCUACAUGUGUCUACCGGUGGUGGUGGUGGUGGUGGUGGUGGUAGAUGUCAUCUUUGAUAGCGCCCGGGUCUCAAAAGAUGUAGAGCAUUAAAAUGUAAUCCACAGUGUUCUUAUUA